AUGGAUCCCUACGGCAAAGAAGUGGUACUAAUCACGGGGUGUACGACUGGAGGCAUAGGCCAUGCCCUGGCCCGGGCGUUCGCCGCCAAUGACUGCCUGGUCGUGGCCACCAGCAGGUCCCAGGGUUCGAUGUCCGAUCUCCAGAACGACCCCAGAUUCUUCCUGCAAGAAUUGGAUGUUCUGUCAGAAGAGAGCGUACAUCACGUGCUUGCCAAUGUUCUGGAGAAGUAUGGUCGGAUAGAUGUGCUGGUUAAUAAUGCUGGGGUGCAGUGUGUAGCCCCUCUUGCUGAGAUCCCUCUCUCUGCUCUCCAAGACACUUUCAAUACAAACGUCUAUGGUCCACUACGGUUGGUUCAAGCAGUUGUUCCUCACAUGGCAUCCAGGAAAAAGGGGAAGAUCGUAAAUGUUGGAAGCAUAACUGUUAUGGGACCUGGACCAUGGUCCGGUGCCUAUACUGCAUCCAAAGCUGCUUUGCAUGCACUGACUGAUACAUUGAGAUUGGAACUCAGACCUUUGGGGAUCCAUGUUAUCAAUGUUGUCCCAGGAGCUACCAGGUCGAACAUCGGGAAUUCAGCCAUAGCCAACUACAACCGGAUGCCUGAAUGGAGCCUAUACAAGCCCUUUGAAGCAGCCAUCCGAGAGAGAGCCCAUUUUUCACAAGGACAUAAGUCGACCCCUUCAGAGGAGUUUGCAAGGAAGACAGUGGCUGCUGUGCUGAAGAAGAAUCCUCCGGCCUGGUUCUCCUCUGGCCGUUACUCCACCAUUAUGGCAGUCAUGUACCAUCUGCCACUCUUUAUUAGAGAUUUUAUUCUUAGAUUGGCAAUGAAAUGUUGAAUUGCAACUAGUGGUUACUUUCGAUCGAUUGCAACUUGUGCUGAAAAUAGGCACACAUGACUACCCUACACUUCAUAAUUCGAAGAUCUUCUUAGAAAACUGAAUGACAAAGAAGGUGAUAAUUAGUCUGUAAAAGGUAAUCCAUAUCUUCACGUUUUCGUUGAGUAUACAAUGAAAGCUGGACAAUGAAUAAAACGGUUGGCAUAUUCUCUCA
Carya illinoinensis is the source of this 1048-nucleotide messenger RNA. Its product is annotated as short-chain dehydrogenase RED1-like. Gene Ontology annotation, molecular function: oxidoreductase activity. NCBI's taxonomy places the organism in Eukaryota, Viridiplantae, Streptophyta, Magnoliopsida, Fagales, Juglandaceae. The record is from RefSeq and is a predicted model, not a curated record. The coding region runs from base 1 to 834 and encodes 277 amino acids. The transcript is spliced from 3 exons. Gene Ontology annotation, cellular component: endoplasmic reticulum.